GUAGCUCAAAGUUUUUUCUGGCAGUGCCUUAAAUGCAGAAAAAGGUACAAAAGAAAAUAACAAAGUUUCGGAAGCAUAUACACAAUUUAAGUCGGGUAUAGUUUCUUAACAAAAAAUUGAAAUAAAAUUUUAAAACAAUCAAAUACAAUUAAUAACAUAAGUGCAAUGCAAAAACUUGAGAAUGAUAAACAUAUAAAAAAGCCUUUAGGGCAAAACAGAGCAGAAAUGCCAGCCCCAGCAACAAUAGCGGCAAUAUCAGGCGCCGACACAAUAUUUUCAGGAGAACGUGCGAACACUAACAAUACUGGCGCUGUGUCUAAUGAUAGACCACCAAUUUCUGCCAGUGCGCCAGCUGUUAUAAGCAAUCUAGAGGAUGGCGAAAGAGAUGCGGAAAGUGAUGAAGAUGAUGAGACAAAAGAAAAUUACGAAGGUUUUAAUGGAACUGGACGCACUGUAACACUACAAAUGUUAAUGAGUGCAAAUGUGUUGCAACCUGGAAAAUCACUUAUGACAAUCGAAUAUCUUGGGCAGAAAUUCGUAGGAGAUUUACUGCCUGAUGGCAAAAUCAAAUCGCAAGAAACGGAAACAAUAUUUUUAACUCCAAGCGCUUGGGCAAUGCAUUGCAAACGCAUAAUUAACCCAGAGAAGAAAAGUGGAUGCGGUUGGGCUUCUGUUAAAUAUAAGGGAAAGAAAUUGGAUGCAUACAAAAAUUCUUGGUUACGCAAAUGUGCUCUACAAAAAGAUUCAACACCAGAUGACUGUGAAAAUGAUAUUGAUAAGAAGUCAGAAUCGACAUUGCCUGUCGUGAAACGCACAGUAUUCCAACACAACACCAUGACAAAUCGCAACACCACGCAUGACGCUAAUAUGCUGAUUGAAGCUAUACCUUUUACCACAGUUAAUAAACUUCAACCAUUCUUAUUGACAAUGAGUUCUUCGGCUUUGUUAUUGGCCGACUUUCAUAGUCACUUAACAAUGCACGAAGUUUGCGGCUAUCUUGGUGGGACUUGGGAUAUUAACACACAUACAUUGUCAAUAAGUAGGGCCUAUCCAUGUCGAAACACGCGGUUUGAUCGCAAAAAAUCAUUUGCUGUUGAGCGUGACAUACAAAAAGCUUUAACGCGUGAUCAGUUAAUACUUGUCGGUUGGUAUCAUUCUCAUCCCAAAUUUCAAGCUGAACCAACCUUACGUGAUUGCGAUGCACAACUUGACUAUCAAAUACGCAUGCGUGGUCCAACAGAUAUAACAUACUCACCAUGUGUAGCUUUGAUCAUAUCUCCUUAUUAUGAUGAAAAUCCAACUCUUGAAUCAGUUGUUAAAUCAAUUUGGAUUGUACCACCCAAUGAGAAUAAACAAUCAAUGGAAUAUGGACGUCCAAUGUUAAUGCAAUAUUCCGUUCUAGCUGAUAAAGAAAUACCAGAGGCAGUGCGAACAGAAAUACAGACGUGUGUUGAUUAUUACUCUCAGUUUCGCAAUGAAGUUGUUAAAUUCAGCACAAUUUUUAAGGAAGAUAUAACAUUUAUAGAAAAAUUAAAAAAUACGUUAUAUCCAAAGUUUCCACUUAAACAAAGUGAUAAGGCACUCUGGAAUUGGAUCUGUGCAGUUUUAGGCUGCGAUCAGGAGGACGAUUUUAUACCUCCUAAAACAAUAAAAAUAAUGGAUAAUAAAGAUGAUGUUAAACCUGAAAUUUUGCAACCUAUUUCCAAUGAUACUACAAAAACUAGUGAGUUGAAAGAUAUACAGUUGCAAAAAAUAUCACAGGUGACUGAGGAGGUCACACGUAAAACAGCCGAAGAAACUCAAGCUGAACAAAAAGCUAGCGAACUAAAAGUUUUGUCCUUACAGGAGCAAUUAUGUCUACCAUCUGGUUUAAAUAUGAAUCCGGUGCGCAUGCUGUCACCGUUAGCAACACCUAAUCCAACAGGUCCACCUAAUGCUCCUACAUUACCGGCCAUCGUUCCUCCAGUAGUUGUGCCACAAGCUCCUACUACUGGGCUUUUACCACCUUUACCACCUACAUUACCACAUAAUACAGGUACAGUACAAUCCAAUCAUUUAUCAAAUCCAGUAGCUGCAGCUGCAAUAUCGGCAGCGUCACCACGUGAUAGUCCUAUAACUAUACCUUCAAAUUCGGCUAGUCCUGCUAAGUUUGAAGUUCCAGUACGUGCGUCACCAUCUCCAGCUAAAUCAGAUGCGUCCUCACAUACUUCGCGUACCCGCAACUCACCAGCACCUAGUCCAGGCAAGUUUAGUAUUAGUGACAUAGCACGUAAUAGUCCUAGUAUUACCCCGAAUAAAUAUGAACCGCCUGUGUCAUUAGUGCCACCUUCUUCGACCUGUCUACCCUCGACAAACGAUUUAAUGGCUGCGAGUUUAGCACAGCUAACUGGACAAAUAUCAUCGAAUUUUCUACCAACAGAUAUUGCAGCAUUAUUUCAACAACAACAACGUAAAGAUUUUGGUAACUCUUCACUUAACCAGUUAGCUGCAGCUGCUGCUAAAGUUGGAGGCAAUCAGAAGCAAGCACAAUCAACUAAUUCUCAACCUAGUAAUAAUGAACUUACAGAUCCAAAUGUAGCUGCAGCAGUAGCAGCAUAUUCAAAUAGCUUUAAUAUGCCUCGUGUACAAGAUACGUUACCACAAGUACAACCUACUUCAUCAUCAAGUAAAAAGUCCGAACGUUCCUCUAAAUCGUCAUCUUCAUCUUCAUCAUCAUCUAGCAGCUCUUCAAAUUCCUACAAAACAAAAUUGAUGAAAGAAUUAGAUGAUCUUAAAAAUGAUCCACUAAAAAUGAGUGAACUUAUGCGGUCUCCAGAAUAUGCUGCACUUUUAUUGCAACAAGCAGAAGCGCUUGGUGCAACAACUUUAGGAACAUUAGGUUUUGGUGCAGAUUUCUCAUAUCUUACUGGUGCUGGCUUAGGUUUACCAGGUAAUAGUGCACCGAGCUCAUCUAGUUCUAAUAAUAAAUCGAAAUCCUCAGCUGCAGCUGCUGCUGCAUCAGCUGCAGCUCUUACAGCUGAUUAUAACAAUUUAAUACAAGCAUCGAAAUUGCUCGGCUAUGAUUCGUAUAUUGCGCAGGCGAAAAAUAAUGAUCUUAACGCAUUUUUACAGCAGCAAAUGGGUGCGGCUGCUGCCGCUGCAGCUGCUGCAGCAGCUAAUGUACCGUUACCAGCUUCACCUAGCAGUUCAAAAAAGCAACAGCAACAACAACAACAGCAGCAGCAACAACAACAACAGCAGCAACAACAGCAACAGCAGCAACAGCAACAACAACAACAACAACAACAACAACAACAACAUCCAGAUUACACUGCACUAUUACAAACCUAUUCUAAAUUGUUCGAUCCAACUAAUCAAUUUGCAGCAGCAAUGACACCAGGCAAGAAUGCUUCUAGUGCGCAUCAUGAACUGACAGCAUUAUUGGCAGCUGGUGUAGGUGGAGUUGGUGCAGUCCCUACUAGUAGUUCAUCUAAUUCAAGUUCAAAACAAAAGCAAAAAGAUGUACAAGCACAAGUGCAACAACAACAAACGGAUAUGCUUAAUCAAUUAUUGCAAUCUGAAAAGCAACACGCAGACUUAAAUGCUUUACUCUAUCAUCAAAACAAAGCAGCUGCCGAUCUGAAUGCACUUUUUGCUACACCAUCUGCCACAGCUUCAAAUACAUCGACAUCAACUAAAUCUGGUGGUUCAGCAUCCAAUUCAACGGGUGCACCUUCACCACUAACCGAUCCAGCUGCUUACUAUAACGCACUAACACAGGAAAAAAUGCAAGACUAUGCAGCACUGUUUCAGCAACAACAUGGAAAGUUCGGCAUACCCGAUCCAUUGUCGAAAUCAACACUAGCGGCCAACAAUUUAUUUAUGUCUCCCUCAGCUUUAUUAAAAAUACAGCAAGAAUCAAUAUCAGCGAUGAUGAUGAAACCACCAAAAUCAACAACAACGUCUGGUUCAAAUUUGGGACGUACAAGAGAAUCAUCAGCUUCACCAGCUCUAGAACGUCUCACACCUACAAAGAGCAGUGCAGCCAAUUCAAGUAAUGCUGCUUCGAAAUAUAAUUUUAGUGCAGUUGAUUUAGCUAUUUCAAGUGUACCAUCCAAUACGCCAUCACCUGCACCGUCCGACGGCAGUAGCAGCUCUUCACAUAGACGUCCAACUAAUACUCCACCAGUUGACUUAAGUCGUUUAUAUGGUGAGCUCGUGCCACCAUCAUUGGGUGGAGCUACAAAAAAACGAAUGGAAUAUUCGUCCAUCGCUGAUUUAGCAGCACCACCUCCAGCGAAAAUGCCGAAAACCAAUGAUGAUGUGUUGAACUUGUCAAGUGAGUAAGUUCCAAUAUGACAUUUAAUGUUGCUCUGUAAAUUUACAAAUGAGUAUUAGCUAUAGUAUUGUUAAUAUAUAUAAACAAGAUGUUGUACAUGUUCCUGGGUAUAACAGUUUGUUAGGCUUAGAAUUGAAUAUUGAAAUAUUCUUCGCACAUAUUUCACCACAAAGGCAGUAGUGCAUAGAUGAUGUACUGUGUACUGUGUGACAUGCAAUAAUAUGAAUGUCUCUAAUUUUGCUGAUAUGUAAUAGAGAAUUGCAUCUUCCUAAACAUCAGUGAAAUUUUUUAUAUUACAUUAUUGUUGUUGUUUAUAAUAAUAACAAAUAAGUUUCCACAGUUACA
Molecule: messenger RNA, 4663 nt
Organism: Teleopsis dalmanni
Lineage: Eukaryota; Metazoa; Arthropoda; Insecta; Diptera; Diopsidae
Product: MPN domain-containing protein CG4751
Exons: 6
Coding region: 166-4326 (1386 amino acids)
Biological process (GO): double-strand break repair
Cellular component (GO): BRISC complex; BRCA1-A complex
Molecular function (GO): metallopeptidase activity; polyubiquitin modification-dependent protein binding
Source: RefSeq, a predicted model, not a curated record